Molecule: messenger RNA, 3342 nt
Organism: Pyricularia grisea
Lineage: Eukaryota; Fungi; Ascomycota; Sordariomycetes; Magnaporthales; Pyriculariaceae
Exons: 5
Coding region: 263-1963 (566 amino acids)
Biological process (GO): amino acid transmembrane transport
Cellular component (GO): membrane
Molecular function (GO): amino acid transmembrane transporter activity
Source: RefSeq, a predicted model, not a curated record
CAGCCGAUGGCGCAAUCGCAGCUAGACAUGGUACCAAAGGGUGGUGAGAUUUUUUUUUCGCGACCCUUGUUCCGAAAGUGGCAACUAAAAGUAUAUCUGUACGGGGAGACAAAACGAUGCCGUCACAUUCUUGUAUAAAGGAUCACAUCCUGUAGUCUGCUCUUCGACUCUGGGUACUUGACCUCUCGGUGGAUCUAACCCAGUAGUUCGACGUUGAAACCGCAGUUUUAUCGGUAUCAGCAAGCAGCAGAGGCGGUUAAAUAUGGCCGUCGAAACCAAAGUCGCCUCGCCGGCCCAUGACGGAGCUGUCGCGAACCAGGACUACGGCAACAAUGAGAACCACAACAGCGAUAUCGAAAAGGCUCCCUCAUACAACAAUGGCUCGGACCCGAACAAGCCGGAUAUGGAGCCGCAGAUCGGAGUCGGUGGUCGCGGCCACACGCAGCGGCGGCUCAAGAACCACCACGUCACCCUGAUUGGAUUCUGCAGCGGCAUCGGAACCGGACUCUUCAUUGGCACGGGGUCGGCGUACGCAAAGGCUGGCCCGGCCGGUCUGCUCCUUGCGUAUAUCGUUGUCGGUAGCGUGUUGUGGUGUGUGAUGCAGUCUAUUGCUGAGCUCGCUACUGUGUUCCCGAGUGCUGGUUCUUUCCCCCAUUGGGCAACCCGCUUCAUCGAUCCGGCCGUAGGCUUUAGUCUGGCUAUCAGUUAUGGUUAUUGCUACACGAUUGCCAUAGCCAGUGAAGCCUCAGCUGCGGCCGUGCUCGUGAGCUAUUGGACAGAUAUAACUCCGGCUGUUGUCAUCACGAUUAGUUUGGUAUUAAUCCUUGCCAUCAACCUUAUGUCAGUCCGAUGGUUUGGAGAAUCCGAGGUCUUUUGCGGGACCGUCAAGAUAGUGUGCUUCAUCAUGCUCAUCUUCGUUUCGAUCGUCAUCACCUCGGGCGGUGGCCCCAAUCACCAGCCGAUCGGAUUUAAAUACUGGUACGAGCCUGGUGCCUGGGUCGACUUCAACGGAAUUCAGGGCUCCACGGGUCACUUUUUGGGUUUCCUCGCUGCCUUUGUCAACGCUUCCUUCUCGUUCAUUGGUGUCGAGACGGUCGUAAUCACGGCGGCUGAGGCCAAGGAUCCGCAUCAUGCCGUGCCCAAGGCCGCCAAGAACGUCACUUUCCGCAUCGGCUUCUUCUACAUCCUGGGCGCAAUUCUCAUCGGCAUGAUCGUGGACCCGCGCAACCCCGACCUUGUUACAGGUAGCGGCAAUGCAAACAGCUCACCGUGGGUCAUCGCCAUCCAACAGGCCGGCAUAUCGAUCCUCCCGUCCAUCAUCAACGCCUGUGUCCUCGUUUCGGCCUGGUCCGCUGGCAACUCAUACUGCUGGGUCGGUUCGCGCAUGAUAGUGGCCAUGACGACGGACCGCCAGCUUCCACAGAUCUUUGGACGGACCAACAAGGUUGGUGUACCAUACGUUGCAGUCAUCGCGUCCUGGCUGUUUGGCCCCUUGGCGUACCUCUCACUGGGCAGUGGCGGCCCCUCGCAGGCCUUCCAGUGGCUUCUCAAUCUGAGCACCGUGGCUGGUUUGAUUGCUUGGUCGACUCUUUGUUUCUGUUAUAUCCGCUUCCAUGCUGCGCUUAAGGCCCAAGGCGUAGACAGGGACACGCUCCCGUGGAAGUCGCCGUUCCAACCUUUUACGGCUUGGUAUGGUUUCAUCGGUGCCGCCAUCAUUACCCUGGUUGCUGGCUUCGACGUAUUUCUGGACGGGAACUGGGACACGUCGAAUUUCAUCGCGUCGUACAUUGGUAUCCCCAUCUUCAUCAUUCCCAUACUCGUAUGGAAGUUUGUCCACAAAACAAAGUUUGCUCGUGCCAACACCAUUGAUGUGUGGUCAGGUCGUUUACAUGAGACAGACAUGGUGGAAAAGACGGAGCCUCCAACAACCCUCUGGGGACGUUUUAUCCACUGGCUCACCUGAGCUGCUUGUAAUACUACUGCCGCCUUUUUUCAAAAUGUCCUCAACGACAAGAUAAAAGCUGCGGCUCGUUUAUGUGUGUCGUUUAUUGAUCCCCGAUAGAGUGUAGAUAAAAUUUGAUACCCCUUUUCAACAAUUGCACAUUUGGUCUUAUACUUUCAGACGAUCUCGCAAAUCUUCGAUGUUCUGGGGGUUUGCUUUGCAGCAGCCACCCACCAAGAAUGACGUGAAAACGCCUCGGCCUUUUGUAUUGUUGACGAUCUGUGUGAGCUGUACGUCCCAUGGAGUCUGCAGUGCAGCACCUUGCACACCCUGAGGAGCCUCCCAUUUCUUGGUGGUUGUGUUGUAGACCUCCCCGUUUGUCCCGUCAGGAUACAACACCAAGGCCGGAACCUCGGUGAUCACUCCUUUAGCUUUGAGACCCGAGAUGGAAUGCUCAAAGCUCUUAAUCAGGCCCUCAAGCUUGUAGAUCUUGGUACAGUUGAUCCCGAUUCCCCACGGCAUUGCCAAAGCCUUCUUUUCACUGCCCUCCUCAACCCCGCGGCCCGCCAGCAUCGCCUCGACGACCUGCUCGACGCUGCUCCCGUCCGCCAACCUCUCGUCCUCAUGGGGGAAGACGCAGCUGAUCCAAAACUGCGAGGGGAACCGAGAAGAAGUCGUCGAAAAAGCGUCCUGCCGCAGCCGUGUGAUGGCCUCCCGUACAGCCCAGACCUCGGCCAGGUUCGGCACCGUCUCGAAUGCCACGUACGCGCAGCGGCCCGGCACGUCGCCGCCCGCCGCGGCAUACAGCGCCAGGCGGUCAGAGUGCCAGCGGGAAAGGGCGUCGGACGUGGAGUGCUCUGCGUCGUAAGCGCCCGUGUACUCCUGGCCGGGGGUCAUGGCUGCGCCGUAGGGGCCGCAGGCGAGGGCAAGCUCGGCUGGUUUUGGUGACGCUGACGUCCCAUCUGCUGCUGCCGCUGCCGCUUUUUCCGCGAUGUCAACGGCGCGCCGUAGGUACGGCAGCAUGGCGGAGGACGGGGCGAUGCCGUCAGGGUGCUCGGGGGUCUUUGUCCGCGCAAAGGCCUCGACCGAGACCUGGUACGUCGCCGUCAGGAGGACGUCGGCGCCGGCGGCGGCAAAUUCGCGCUGACAGGCCUGCAGGGUCUCUUGGUCCGAGACGAGAAGGUCGGAGGACCAUAGGGGCUUGUCGUGGGUGAAGACGACGCCGAAACGGUCCUCUACUGUGGUCCCGAGGCCACCGUCGAGGAUUUUAAUGUCUGACAUAUUUUGGUACUUUUUAUCGAGUGUCUCUUUUCUUUUCCAAUGCGAUACACUUGCCCAGAGUGUGACGGAGUUUUUGACUUGGUGGUUGGGAAAAGUAGGGUUGGGGUGAAUCGGGAAAU